ACAUCCGAAGACAACGAUGUAGAAACAAAAGUAGACCUGGACCUCAGCAACUCGGAGAUGUUCCCCGAAAUUGGUGCGAGGAAAUCGAGCUCUUUGCGCUCGGAAAGAAGAAGGAUCAAACCGACCAAUCUGGACAAGAGCGCGAAUCAAAAGAGUUUCUCAUUGAGCAGCUUCCACACCGAAAGCUUCCAGCAACAGUCGCCGCUGGCCCUAGAAGAGAACGUCGCUUUCAAACAUCAGAGAAUACAACCCAAAGAGUUGUCCAACAGCUACGAAACGGAACGGAACAUUCUGAAGCAGGAGAGGCAUAAGCUGAUGGAGAAAUUCAACAUCUUAAACACGUCCACCUCGCCGAAACUCGACUCGACGCCCCAGAUAAAAGUGACGCGCCAAAAGACAACAGAAUUGAAACAAACUUACAUAGCGGCGGACAUCAAUAGAGUCACUUUCAAAGAACAGAUAGAAGUCCUAGUUGAAAUAUACGACGCAAUGCUCAAAAACAACUUGAUACUCAGCUUAAACACGGAACUGUACUUUCUCAUAUCGAUUUUGCUUUCGGAGCAAUACGAAGACGAUUCUAAGGUCGAUUCGCGGGUGGACGAGAACAAAAUAAGUGAUGGCCUUCUGAAAUCUAUACAUAACAGUACAUAUUUCGCUGUGAAAUCCCUGUGGUGCGAACGGACAAUAUUGGAGGUCAUUUUGGACAAGAAUUCGCUCAAGAUUUUAGGUGAGAACAAGAGAGUCAGAAGCUUUUAUCCGGACCUGGCCAAAUUCCUCCUGAACGCUUACGGGCUCAAGGUCGAAGCGGAGAUCAACCAUGACAAGUCCAAGUUGGCACCCGAGGCUACGGGAUCCAACGGCGUGAUCUGUUUCAAUCUGGAGACUGACAACGCAGACAACUUUCCGUCCGUGCUCAGUUUUCAGAAUUUCAAAAAGCAAAGGGACAUGUUUUACGAAAUUUUAAGGUGGUACCAGGACACCCAAACGACUGGUGGUUCUAGGACCUCGUUCAAAGCCCGCAUCAAGACUCUGAUCUCAUCGGGACCUACUGCAGCUAACCACGCCCACUUGGCGGCGCUGUUCACUGCGCACAUGCUAGCCGAAUGCUUAUCCUCGAAUGGCCAGGAAUCGAAGCUGAGCAAGCUGCAUAGGCGAUUGACGUGCCCCAACGCGCCUGAGUCGCAUCGGCUGCCCCACUUUACCGACAAGGAGAUGUUUUACAAAGAGUUCAUUACGUAUGCGGAGAACGAGUGCUUCAGAGUGCAUCUGAGGGACGCUCUCGCCUCCGAUAUCGUAGCUCUGGACUCUGCCUCCAUCGCCACGGAGAGUUCGAACGGGUCUGACAUAUCCAGAGAGUUCCUACAGCUGUCGAAGAAACUGUGCCUCCUGUCGAAGUUCCUCGGCUAUCUGACCUCCUUGCCGUACUCGCAAGUGCCGACGGACUUCGUCUCUAAGGCGGCGGCAGCAUUGGGAAGCACUAGGGUGCAGAAGGAGAUGACCUUCGCAGUUCCAAAGGAGAAGGUUCUGGAGAGUAACAUCGCGUUGAGGAAUUAUAGCCAACCCUGCAUAGACCUGCGCGGUAUACUGGCGAGCUCCGAGGAGUGCGGCCGUCUCUGCAUCACCGUGCCGUGGCUCGUCCACUACCUGUCGAUGCUCGACUACGCCACCCUGAGGCUGCGCUACUACCAGCAUCUCCUGCGGAUGCUGUUCGGCGUUUACUCGACGCGGCUCAAGCUGAGCCCGCUGAGCCUGCUCAAGAGGAACACAGUGAUAUACCUGAAAUCCAGCCUGGGCUGGCUGUUCGAUUUGCCGCAUUUCCCGCGCGAAUUCCUCCGCGACGCGGCGCCAUCUUGCCCCGUCGUCGGAGACUCGACCGUAGACUACCACGAGCUGCUGGACGAGGCGUCUCUGCUGGAGCUGUGCCCGUUCCUGAGGGACGUGAACGCACUUCUGCUGACGUGCCGCCCCCCCCAGGAGAGGAGGGAGGCGGGCAGCUUCAGGCACAUCACGCCCGUCAGCCUGGGCGGCAGCGAGGAGCGGGUGCGAAAUAAAGAGAGGGAGUUACAGGCGCGCCUGGAGGAGGAAUUCCUGAAGACGCAGCCCUCCUCGACCCGCCGCGUGCUCGAGCUGGUGAUGGAGCGGGUGACCUCCGGCGCCGUCAAGGAGCUCGCUGCGCAGAUGCUGUGCGACUUCCGCAAGAGGACCCGCGAGGGGGCCAGCCAACUGGUCAUCGCCAGAAACGCCGAAGAUAAUGACACGUUGCUGAAAGCGGUGGAGGGCCUGUACAGCAAGCAGCUGCAGCGGCUGCGGACGGAGGCCCUGGAGGCCGGCACGGCGUCGAUCCGGCGGCGCGCGGGGGCUGCGCUGGCGGCCCUGCUGCCCGCGGCGCCUCCGCCCCUCCUCGCGCUGGCGGUCAAGGGCUGCGUCAACCGCCUCAACAAGUGGCUCAACGACAACUGGAACACCACAGCCGUACUGUGCAAAGACAUAGAAGAGGAAAUGAAGACUCUGAUAGCACUUGGGGAAGCAGCGACGGUGCACCCCCAGAGCCCCGUCGACUUAGCCGCCAUGAUGCUGCCCGAUGACAAGUUCGAAGCCGUGCACGUGAGCGCGGCCGCUGCGGUCAUCAACCUUAAGGAGCACAUCUGCCUCCUGCUGGAGGGCGAGACCGUUGGCGACGCGUCGGAACUGCUGGCCAGGUGCGCGGUGGCCUGUUCCCCUUCAAACCUGUUCGGGCGGCCGCCCACUCAGCGCGCCAUACUGCAGCUCAGCGUGGACUACUGCAUCGUCUUCGUGAGCCGCAUGCCGGAGCAGGUGGACGACGCGUUCCUGGGGCGCUUGCACGCGGUGUGGGCCGUGUGCUGCCCGGAGCGGCGGCGCGGCGCCCCAGCCGAGGUGCUCUUACCCGAGCGGCGGGCGGGCCUGUCGCCGCGGCCGCGCCCCUACGACGACGAGCGCGCGCCGACGCCGGCCAGCGACGAGGAGCCCUGCUCGCCGCCCGGCGCCUUCGCGGCCGUGGACCCGACUACGGUGGUCGUGGUCGUGGACGGCGCGCCCGCCUUCGACGCGAACGUGUCUACGGAGCAGAAGAACGAGGGGCAGGACGACAGGAGCCCGCUACUGGAGUUCUUCGAGAGGAUUCUCUGCCCCAGGAACGUGGUGCUGCUCAGCGAGUCCAAGUGCAGAGCGAGCGUCGUAUGGGAGGCGCUCGCCACGGUCCUCGUGUUCCUGCUGAGGAACGACUACCUCACCGAGGACUCCCUCACGGAGCAGUGCCUGGCCGUCUACAGGCAGGACUGGCCCCAGAACAUUCUAGAAAGCCUCUCGACCUGCAUGAAGUCGGUGUCGUCGCGGUGGGCGCGCUCGUCCACCGGCAAGUUCACGCUGUUCCUGGACUUCCUGGCGGAGUACUGCGGCGACAUGGACUACGAGCCCCUCGAU
This is a messenger RNA of Iphiclides podalirius (scarce swallowtail), 3441 nucleotides long. Lineage: Eukaryota; Metazoa; Arthropoda; Insecta; Lepidoptera; Papilionidae. The record is from the annotation of a GenBank genome assembly.